AUGCUUCCCCGUACAGCCCUUUCUCGUGCUCCACCACCGCCGUCAUCAGAGCCCCCUUCAUCGGCAGACAAACGCACAGAAAGGCGUAGCACCCCGGAGGUUGCGUCACCGCCAGAAACCUGGCUCACCCGUUAUAUUCGCAACAACCCCGGCGCGCAGGAGGUCUUUUUCCGCGUCCUCGGCCUCAUGGGCUACGGCAGCGCAAAACAGUACGCGGGCAGGAGAGCGUUCAUCAUGUACCGCGACCUCUGCAUUCCGCGCGCAGACGACGAGCAGGCAUUUUGGAAAGAUGAGAUGAGCUUCCCACCGACAUUCCAGUCCUGGUUCACGAUCACGAACCUUCACGUCUGGCUGCUCACCGUUCGCCUCCGCGCCCUCCCACCUCCGCAUGGCACCCACUACGUCCAGGCACUCAUCGACCACUUCUUCCUCGACAUCGAGGACCGCAUCCGCGCCGUCCUCCAGCCCUUCGAGCCUGGCAGGCUCACCCCCGCCAAUCUCGGCUUCCCAUACACAUCGCGCACCGACUUCUACACUGUCGCCAACGCCGACAAGAUCUCCCCCUUCGCCCGUGGUCGCGCACCAGAGGGCCUCGUCACCCGGCAGAUGAAGAUCUUCAAAGAGCAGUGGGCAGGCAUGGGCAUGUCCUUCGACCUUGGCCUCGUCCGCUCCGACCCCGAGCUCGCCGCCGCCGUCUGGCGCAAUAUGCUGGGCGCGCGUGGCGCGCGCGGGAUCGUCUACCCCGAGGACGGGUCCGAGCAGCCGUACUUCCGCCGGACGGUCAACCUCGCGGGUGGCGAGAUGGAAAAGUUCGACCGGGUGGAGAAGGCGGGGCUCGCGGAGGAAGAGGCGCGCGACGACGGUUCGGGCGUGCACGACUUUGCACCCGCGGACGCGUACAAGUACGUCGCCUACCCGGAGCUGAUGGAGACGAUGGUCGAGUACAUGCGCGCCGAGGUCGACCGGCUCGCGAAGAUCCCCGACCAUGUGUUCAUCGGCGCUGGCAAGAUUGGGACGGAGAGCGACGGCAUGGACGAGAUGGUGUUUGGAGCGAUCCGACGGGUUGGGUCGUCCUCAUCGGCACCACCAUUGGUGUAG
Molecule: messenger RNA, 1098 nt
Organism: Epithele typhae
Lineage: Eukaryota; Fungi; Basidiomycota; Agaricomycetes; Polyporales; Epitheliaceae
Exons: 3
Coding region: 1-1098 (365 amino acids)
Biological process (GO): mitochondrial respiratory chain complex III assembly
Cellular component (GO): mitochondrion
Source: RefSeq, a predicted model, not a curated record